GACGCCUGGGCGAAUCGUAUGCAAGCCCAGCUAGUAGCGGCUCGCUGGUUGGCUGUGGGUUUUGCGAGGCUGUCCAAUGGAAGGUUGCUGCCUUUUACGAACUGCAACAGAGUUGUAUCUGGAAAUCGAUCAACCAAAAAUACACAGGCCAGGCCGAGCAAAACAAGAGAAGGCGACAGGUACCGGACCCAGACAAGUGAAACGACCUGCAGAACCGGGUGCCGGGGCCGUGCAGCGGGCGGAGCCAGAUCAAUUGUGCAAUAGUAAAUGCACUAGGGAAGCCCAGCGUGGAGCCCAGCAUUCAGACAACCAUGGCUUCAUCCCAUGACCUCCGGGAGCAAAACCGCGUCCCCACCGAUAAACGGAAUGAGGGGGCUUCCUUGCCGCAGACUCGAAUCUUCGGCAGGGAGAUGGGGACGGGGGGGCUGCCUCGAGAGAACCGUGGGGGAAGGAGUGCACUGCAGGGGGAUCGUCCCUCAGCCUCGGGGGCGAAGGAGAACACUGUCCCCCAGUGUCCGGCAAGGGGCAGCAAAAUACCCGUCCUGGUAAAACCACACAGAGCCAAACCCCCAGCCAACUUCACCAAACUGCACCAGAACUGGGAGGCCAACUUCCAAAAGGGGAAAGCCCUCAAAAAGAAGCCGUGCACCCAGCCCAUGCCUUUUAACCUGACCCAAAAAGGUGCCAAGACCACAGUGGUAAUGGAAACUGACUUGAGACGGCAAGCCAAAGGAGCAUUGGACUCAAACACUGUGCUGCCACUUUCAAGGGUACAGAAGACUCCUGACAAAGACAAGACAGUUCACGACUUGACGAGGAACCCAGUUCAACCGAACCAUGAAGCCCACGAAACACUAUUGGCCACUAAUGUAGCACACAGUGAACAGCUGGUGCGGAUUAUAGCUGCCAGUCCUGAUGAAGCUGUUGCCACACACAGUAAUGCAGCACGUCGCGUGGCAGUAGCCUUUCACACAAACCCUGCCGGCAUGGAACAGAAUGGCUUGUCGCAGCACAACCAGCCACAGUCGAUUCCCUUCAGACUUGACCAGCUACCACAUGUGGCUUUGGAAACCACAAUAAACAGGAAUAAAGCUGCCCUGGCACCCCACACCCCCACACACUCCAGAAACCAGCCCCCCAGAGCGACUGUGGAGCCCAGAGGUGGCAUAGAACCAUGUUUCCCCAGGGAUCACAAAAGCAGUGCGCGCUGCAGUCAGGAUGUGAUUCCAGGUCUGGGGGAGGCAGCAGAGGGCUCCAGGGGACAGCCGUCUGCGUCGGAUGCCCCCAAGCCACUUGAGCACAACAGUCUAGAUUCUGCUGUUCCAGAUUCAGGAGAUCAGAACACGUCUCUGAAACAGAGACCCUCCCCGACACACCCUGCCCCCCCUCCUCAGAAAGCUGGCGCCGCGGUAAAGGAUGGCGAAGCUUCAGUGGAGGAUUUCGUCCCCGAUCCUGCAGCUCUGGCCAGUAUCCUGCAGAACCUGGGACUGAAACCAGGGGGCGCUGCGCCCAGCGGCUCGGCGUCUCGAGCACCCACACUGGGCAGGGGCUCGCUGUACCUGCCCCAGAGAGUAACUAUGUCUGUCCGAGCAAAAGGUUUCGAUCGGCACAUGACUCCCGGCCAGGCGAAUCAGAACUCCCAUCGGACCUCAGUGUGGACCCCGCAGAGAGUGCUGGACACCAGGCCCCAGUCCACGAGGAAGCUGUCGAGUAUGCAGAGACCCUGUGGCUUCAGAGGCACUCCAGUGCAGACUCCAUCCCAGCAGCGAAUGGCCUGGAUGAAUGCGGUGACGAACAAGCUGCGGAAUACUAAUGGAUCCCCUUGCAUGGAGCACGUGGCUAUGAGGCUCUUUGAGAAACCUGAAGAGGGGGACGGACCGCUGGACACGCAGGUGAACAGGGACAGAGACAAGAGCAAUACUCUUUCAUCACAUCCCCAGGGUCAGGAAGAAGAGGGAGCUAGCCGACCUCCGCAGGAGAGAGAAAGGGAGACGGCAGCUCCGGCCUUCUUCCAGUCUGUCAACAGGGAAUCCGUCAUAGUGUUCUCCCAGGGGAGGAGGGUCUGCAGGCAGGUGGAGGCUCAGGAAAGCGAGCAGGCUUCUCAAGCCUCCAAUGGAGCUUUGAGUUCUGCAUCCUUUAGGAGCACUCCAGCAGGAGUCAGUCCCUCUAAACUGGUCCCCUGCCCCAGCACUUUCUCUGAGACAAAGAGCUCCCCCUCCACAUUAUCUUCAUCAGCACUGCGGCCAGAACAGGCCCUGUCCUGUCACUCUGCACUUUCGGGGCGGCUGGCUACUUCACAGAAAGAAGCAACUGGUGGACCUGUGGGGGUCAGGUGGAAAAUGCCGGCUGCUGCAGCACCCCCCUGUGGCUCCUUGAUGAAACAGCGGCUGCUAGUGCAGCGCAUGCAAGACAUUCUGCUGGAUGAGGAGUGUGCCUUCUACACAUCUCGAACUCAGGACCAGCACCGCACUGCACCGCUCUGCAGAGACCUGCUCAACCCCCUGGCACGCACCUUCCACUUGCAGGAGGCCCUUCAUUUUGUCCCGAUCCUCCAGGCUGAAUUACCUGCAGCCCUUUCCUCAGCCAGCUGAGAGCCAUGUCUGCACUUCCAACAUGAUGCACUGGGGAGGGCUGGGGCCAGCUGAACCUCGCCCUGUCCACAGACUGCCAUAUAAUAAAAUGUAAUGUAACGUGUAAUGAAGCAGCCCUGUGUGGGGUAUGCAACACCUAGCACAGAAACCCUUUCUGAUUUACAGGAACUCUUGGGGUGAAAUAUUUCCUCAUCAGUAUUGCAGUGCGGUUUCUGAAUGAUGGUGAUUCUCAUUUUCGAUUACAGUGUUAGGCCUGUGACUAAGAGAUUGUUGCUACACUUCAAACAUCAUCCGUGUUUGUGUGUUAAAGCAAUCUUGGAGACCCAGUGCUUUCAGAUAUUCAAAUUUGAUACACAGCUAUUUUCAAUGAAGGAUAUAGGUUAUCUGAUGCACUGACUAAAUAUAAAACUCCACAUGCUGUUAAAUGGUGUAGUCGCAUAAUGCACACGCAAGGAAAGAGGGGCUUUUUUUUGGUGGUGUUUGUGCUUAAGUUUGAAGCACAGCUGUGUUGCAUGGGUUAUCCAGUUUGAUGAAGCACAGCUGUGUUGCAUGGGUUAUCCAGUUUGAUGAAUCACAGCUGUGUUGCAUGGGUUUUCCAGUUUGAUGAAGCACAGCUGUGUUGCAUGGGUUUUCCAGUUUGAUGAAGCACAGCUGUGUUGCAUGGGCUAUCCAGUUUGAUGAAGCACAGCUGUGUUGCAUGGGUUAUCCAGUUUGAUGAAGCACAGCUCUGUUGCAUGGGUUAUCCAGUUUGAUGAAGCACAGCUCUGUUGCAUGGGUUAUCCAGUUUGAUGAAGCACAGCUGUGUUGCAUGGGUUAUCCAGUUUGAUGAAGCACAGCUGUGUUGCAUGGGUUAUCCAGUUUGAUGAAGCACAGCUGUGUUGCAUGGGUUAUCCAGUUUGAAGCACAGCUGUGUUGCAUGGGUUAUCCAGUUUGAUGAAGCACAGCUCUGUUGCAUGGGUUAUCCAGUUUGAUGAAGCACAGCUCUGUUGCAUGGGUUAUCCAGUUUGAUGAAGCACAGCUGUGUUGCAUGGGUUAUCCAGUUUGAUGAAGCACAGCUGUGUUGCAUGGGUUAUCCAGUUUGAUGAAGCACAGCUCUGUUGCAUGGGUUAUCCAGUUUGAUGAAGCACAGCUGUGUUGCAUGGGUUAUCCAGUUUGAUGAAGCACAGCUCUGUUGCAUGGGUUUUCCAGUUUGAUGAAGCACAGCUGUGUUGCAUGGGUUUUCCAGUUUGAAGCACAGCUGUGUUGCAUGGGUUAUCCAGUUUGAUGAAGCACGUGUUGCAUGGGUUAUCUAUGCGAAUGCUGUUAUCUAUGGAGCUGGAAGCUCUUGUCUAGGUGUAGCUUGCUGUAUCCUCAAGUGAAUGGAUCUGCAAAUGACAGCAUCAUUGCUUUUUUAGAGACGACAGUGUUUGGGGUUUUGCUGCUCCAUUUUUUUGUUUCCCCGAAUCUGCUUUACCUGGAGAAUGCCAAGUACUAAGAAUUACAACCUUCAUCAAUUCUUUAAACUCUGUCAACUGCUCAUAUUUGCAGAGUAGGUGGGGCUAUGUCACAUGAUUUUAAUGGAAGACAGGCUGUUCACUUAGACUACUCACUUGGAAGGAUUACAACACCAUAAAAGCCAUUAAACAACAUAUGAAACUAUACUCUUUAAAAUGAGUUGUCUCACAUCCCUAAAACCACCUGAAUCAGGGUAGGGCUUGUGUACUCUGGUAAUUGCAUUUGACUGAUUUCUUUGCUGGUUCAGAGCCAUUGAUAUUAAUUGUCUCAGUGAUAGAAUUGGCUUCACCAUGCACUUUCUUGGAACAUUUUUAUUUUGCAUUCAAUUCUUCUUAAACGUUGACUUUAUUGAACAGCCCUCUUGUGGCCAAACGGUGCGUCCCAUUCUUUCCUUUGUAUCGUCCUCCACGUACCCUGGUUUCUGCAAUGCUCAGACAACGUUGUGAAUUGAAUUGCACUGCAUUUGGAGAAAUGUUUUUCCUUGGAUCAAGAUCUGGAUGCACUAUAAUUUGGAACAAUGCGAUUUACACAUUUACACAUUUACACAUUCUAUCGAUUUUUUUGGAUUUAAAUGAGAUCCGGUAAAAAAAAAUCAAAUACAGUUUUCAAGGGCAGGUUUCUCCGUGUAUUUAUUUUCAUUAUGCAAGUUGAUACCACUGACCACCUGCCUUGGCCAAAGCCUCCCCUCUUGUCACUAAUCAUGUGAUUGUCUUCUUCGUGUUUGUAACUAUUUUUAUGUACAGUAUUUUGAAAAUAAUAAAGUUUAUAAUGACAUUAUA
Messenger RNA from Acipenser ruthenus (sterlet), 4864 nucleotides. RefSeq lists its product as uncharacterized. The coding region runs from base 312 to 2591 and encodes 759 amino acids. Lineage: Eukaryota; Metazoa; Chordata; Actinopteri; Acipenseriformes; Acipenseridae. The record is from RefSeq and is a predicted model, not a curated record. The transcript is spliced from 14 exons.